AUGAAUACAUCGAUUGAGAAUGCGACUCCCUCUGAUUUAUCAACAGCACCACACAGUCCUUCUGACGAUGGAAGUGACUCCUCCGCUGCCACCGACGAGUGGACGUCCUCGUCUCAAACCGCAGCCACAUCCCUGAUAGGGUCUUCUCAUUCUGGAACAGGUGAAAAGGCUCAUAGUGCCUUGUCCAUUGUCUCCGGUCAACUUCAGAAAACGCUGGAUGAUUUCAAUGAUCGUGGCAUCACUUACUUCAAAAUGCCCUAUUCCCUAUACGAUAAAUCGCGAGUUGAAUUAAAGGACGUUAUCGAUUCCAAGGAGCAUAUUAGGUGA
Messenger RNA from Fomitiporia mediterranea MF3/22, 327 nucleotides. RefSeq lists its product as uncharacterized. NCBI's taxonomy places the organism in Eukaryota, Fungi, Basidiomycota, Agaricomycetes, Hymenochaetales, Hymenochaetaceae. The coding region runs from base 1 to 327 and encodes 108 amino acids. The transcript has 4 exons. The record is from RefSeq and is a predicted model, not a curated record.